AGCGGUGCACCCCGCAGCACUAAGCAAGCGUAGCGCCCAGCGCCGGCCGCUAACCAGCGCCGUCCUGCCAGCCAGCACCCCGCUUUCCCCUCCGUCAAUGGACUGUUGAAGCCAGAACCAUGCCACUGCCCGUUAUAGUAUCGACCCCAAUUCGAUGAACUUAAUUUGAGGAAAAGAAGCCCCAGAAAGGGCCUAGCUGUGUCCCGCUAACCCAGAAGCAGCAGGUUCUGUCUCGGUUGAUCCCAGAAGCCCCGGAGGUGGGAUCAACACCCUGACGGACGGACAGAUGGACAGCACCAUUACAGCACAAGGGAAGACAGACAGACGGACAGACAGACAGCAGCUGAGACAUAUUUCACAAACUAUCCCCCUGUGAUUCUGUGUUUUCAUCAUUGUGGAUGGUAUUAUAUGACGUUAUUGUAGCUCAUUUAUCAAAACCCUGAGAGUAACGAUCCGUGUUUCCAUCAAAAGCUGACGAGUGGACAGAGUUUUUGCCACUGGAGUUGUAGAACACCUUUAUUAAAAGGAAAUUUCAGUGUGAAAAGACCGGGGGGGGGGGACAUUUUUCUGUUUGAAGAAACGGGCAAGAAGCAUGAUGCCCUCGACCUGUCUCAACAGCGCCACCUAGUGCUGGAAUAGGUACACUGUCUUGAGAAAAUCAGUAGAGUGAGCAAUCUUUUUUUUAUCAUGAGUGAUGGUAAUUCAGACUCCGCCCCCAGCAAUGACCCAAGGAGUGGAGAGGUUGCAGAGGAGGAGGAAGAGGCGGGGCAAGGGGCCCGUUCCCCAGGGUUACUUGCUGGCUCCUCCUCUUUGGAAGCCAGUCGUGAGGGGGCGUCUCCCAGGGGGGGGUCAGGGGCUCAGACCUCCCCCAGGGAUCUGCGCGCCCCCAACUCUGACGACAUGGACGCGUUGUCAAGCGGGAAUGACUCAAGAGAGAACGUGUCCAGGGGAUGGCAGUCCACUCGCAGCUCUCACAGCUCCUCCAGUCAGAACGGGAAAGACUCGGCUGUGAACCUGGAGACCACGGAGAGCAACAAGAGCUCAAACUCGCACAGCUCGCCCCCCCCCAGCAGCUCGGUGGCGUACAGCCUGCUGAGCGCCAGCUCGGAGCAGGACCACCCCUCUAGCAGCGGCUGCAGCAGUGAGCAGUCUGCCCGGCUGCAGACCCAGAAGCAGCUGCUGCAGGCCCUCAAGGAGCUGAAGAUCCGAGUCCCGGCCGACCGCAAGGCCAAGGGGGGCUCCCACACGCUCAACGCACUCAAGUACGCACUCAACUGCGUCAAACAAGCGCGAGCUAAUCAGGAGUACUACCACCAGUGGAGUGUAGACAGUCACAGCUGCAGUCUGGACCUCUCUACCUUCACCAUCGAGGAGCUGGACAAUAUCACCUCCGAGUACACCCUCAAAAACACAGACACCUUUUCCAUGGCCAUCUCCUUCCUGUCAGGGAAGGUGGUGUACAUCUCGCCUCAGGGGUCCUCUCUGCUGCGCUGCAAGCCAGAGAGCCUCCAAGGGGUGCAGUUCUCGGAGCUGCUGGCCCCCCAGGACGUCAGCACCUUCUACAGCCACACAGCGCCCUGCCGCCUGCCCCCUUGGGCUGCCUGCAUGGGCUCGGGUGUGUCCCCUGUGGAGUGCACGCAGGAGAAGUCGAUGUUCUGCCGGAUCAGCGGGGGCCGGGAGUACGAGGGGGAGGUACGAUACUCCCCCUUCCGCCUGACGCCGUACCAGCUGAUGCUUCACGACUCAGACACGUCCCACCCUCAGCCCUGCUGCCUACUCAUCGCUGAGAGGGUGCACUCCGGAUACGAGGCUCCACGCAUCCCUCCCGAUAAGAGGAUCUUCACCACCAGCCACACCCCCAGCUGUCUCUUUCAGGAGGUUGAUGAAAGGGCAGUGCCGUUGUUGGGGUAUCUGCCUCAGGACCUGGUGGGGACCCCAGUGCUGCUGUACCUGCAUCCUGAGGACAGACCUGUGAUGGUGGCCAUCCACCAGAAGAUCCUGCAGUUUGCUGGCCAGCCCUUUGACCACUCCCCCCUGCGUAUAUGUGCCCGGAGUGGGGAGUACCUGACCAUCGACACCAGCUGGUCCUCCUUCGUCAACCCCUGGAGCCGCAAAGUGGUCUUCAUCGUGGGCCGGCACAAAGUCCGCUCGAGCCCGCUGAAUGAGGAUGUGUUCUCGGCCCCACGGGCGGGGGAGGGGCGGGUGAUGGUGCCGGAGAUCCAGCAGCUGAGUGAGCAGAUCCACCGCGUCCUGGUGCAGCCAGUUCACUCGGGCAGCUCGCAGGGCUACUGCAGCCUGGGCAGUAAUGGGUCCCACGAGCCACACCCCAGCGCUGCCUCGUCCAGCGACAGCACCGGCGCCGCCGCCGAUGAGCCCGCCCCGCUGCACAAACCCAUGACCUUCCAGCAGAUCUGUAAGGACAUCCACAUGGUGAAGUCCAGCGGGCAGCAGGUGUUCAUCGAGUCCCGGAACCGGCCCACCCCCCGCAAACACCCCACUGCAGGAGCAGUGGCGACCCUUAAAACCGCAGAGAUGGCCAAACCAGCAGGUCAUGGGACCAAAGAAGCCAUGAUGCCCCCAAACUCUGUGGCCCCGCCCACGCAGUCUGUGAGGAAGGAGCCAGCCCCCGCCUACUCAUACCAGCAGAUCAACUGCCUGGACAGCAUCAUACGUUACCUGGAGAGCUGCAACGUGCCGAACACAGUGAAGAGGAAGUCCGGCUCGUCCUCCUGCACCGCCUCCUCCGCCUCCGACGAGGACAGGCAGUCCGGCGCCGCCAAAGGUGCGCCGGUGGCUCUGGCGGGAGACCCCGCCCCGCUGCCCCCCCUGGCUCUGCACUCGAAGGCAGAGAGCGUGGCGUCCGUCACCUCACAGUGCAGCUUCAGCAGCACCAUCGUCCACGUCGGGGACAAGAAGCCCCCGGAGUCAGACAUUGUGAUGGAGGAGGCCCCUCCCACUCCCACGCCAGCCCCACCCCCGGCCCUGCCCGCAGCACCCCCGCCCCCGGCCCCGACCACCCCCCCCAGCCCGGCGGCUCUGGAUCGGGACGGCCGGCGAGGAGGGGUGGGGAGGCGUGGCCUGACGAAGGAGGUGCUGCUGGCCCACACCCAGCUGGAGGAGCAGGCCUUCCUGGGCCGCUUCCAGGACCUGAGCCAGCUGCACGUGUUCGACCCGAGCUCCGCCCCCCACCCCGCCCAGCGCAGACACACCGCCACGCCCUCCGCCAGAGGGGUGCGGAGUUCCCAGAAUUACCCCGCUGGCAGUAGCGGUCGGAGGAGAGGCAGGGGGGGGAAAAGGCUGAAGCAGCAGGAAGUGUCAGAUCAGGGCAGCUCCUUGAGGCUGGGGGCCCCGUAUGUGGGGGGUGUGGCAGGAGGGGCGGGGGGACCGCAGACCUCUUCGCCCUCCUGGCCAGCGUCGGUGGUGUCCCAGGCCAGCCUUCCACCUGUGCCGUACCCAGGGGUCCUGCCCCUCUACCCGCUGUACCCGCCCCUCGCCCCGCCCUUGCCACGCCCUGCGGCUGACGCCCACCAGGCAGGCCUCCCCACCCCUGAGUCCUCCCUGCGCUACCCCCCUCACCUGGCCCCUCCCUUGGGGCCCCCCAUGGUGGCGUUUGUUCUUCCAAAUUAUAUCUUCCCCCAGCCCAACCCCCCCAUUCCCCAGGCUUCUCCCGCCACGCCCUCUGCACCCCAGCAUUUUUACAACCCCAGCUGUGCGUUCCCCUUCACCCCCACGGCUCCUGCCACCCCUUCCACUGCCCAGCCCCCCUCCACCUCCACCGCAACCCCCCGCCCCCCGUCCCGCUGCACCACCCCACAGUCCUGCAGCCAGCCCCCCCCUGAGCGAGAGGGGGCGGAGUCUCCCCUCUUCCAGUCCCGCUGCUCCUCCCCCCUCAACCUGCUGCAGCUGGAGGAGUUGCCUAGCAACCGUCUGGAAGUCACGUCAGCACUGGCUCCCUACCAGCAGGCCAAGCCCCCUGUCACUGGCGCUGCUCAGGAUUGGACAGCCAAGCAAGGAGGCGGUGCAGGAGGGCCACAGGCCUCAUCUGACGGACACAACAUGUCAGUGGAGUCCAAGGAAACUGAGAACGCCGAGGCGAACGAGUCCUCCAAUCAGGAUGCCCUGUCCACCUCCAGCGACCUCCUGGAGCUGCUGCUGCAGGAGGACUCCCGCUGGGGCACCGGCUCGGCCGCCUCAGGCUCGGGGUCCUCGGGCUCCGGCUCCAACGGCUGCAGCACAGCAGGAAGUGGCACGAGAAGCAGUCAGAGCAGCCGCACCAGCAAGUACUUCGGCAGCGUCGACUCGUCUGAGAACGAGCGCUCCUUCAAGCAGCCAGCAGGGGGAGCCGGCGAGGAGCAGCUCAUCAAGUACGUCCUGCAGGACCCCAUCUGGCUGCUCAUGGCCGACACCGACGACAAGGUGAUGAUGACCUACCAGCUGCCGGUCAGGGACCGGGAGGAGGUGUUGUGGGGGGACAGGGUGGCACUGAAGGACAUGCAGAAGCAGCAGCCGCGCUUCAGCGAGCGGCAGAAGAGGGAGCUGAGCCAGGUGCACCCCUGGAUCCGCACCGGCCACCUGCCCCCCGCCAUCGACGUCCCCGGUUGCGUGGGGUGCGGGUCGUCCCCUGACAGGCCAGAGUUGGCGCCGUUCAUCGUGGAGGUCCACGACAUGGAGCUGAGCGGGGUUCUGGCGUCCCUGCCGGAGGAGGGUGCGCAGCGGACACCCGACACUUCAGCCGCCACGGCCCUGCCCCGCCCCACCCUGCCGGAGGAACAAACCAGCGACCAGGAAAUGACAGCGGAGGAGCAGGAAGUGACCUCACAGAUGGAGGAGGGGAAGGGGGCAGCUGAGACAGGAUUGGCUCAUUGAGGCCAGGCUGGGUCUGGUGAUUGGUCGGAUCUCACCCCUCUGUGACCCUCAGAAACUGUGCUGAACAUGCAGGACAGGCACACGGCCUGAGAGCUGAGGUGGGCUGCGACCCUACAACCAUCCGGGAUGGCUCCCAGUCAGUCGUCAGUCAGGGCGUAGCCAGCACCGUGUUAGCAGUGCGUCAGUGAGUCCACCUGUGGCCGAGCGCACCAGCGGAUAACGCAGCGCUCUCUGUGUACCAUGCACUUUAUACUGUCAGUGCGUCGUUGGUCAUCACAGUGCAUCACUUGACUAGCAACACACACUGCAUUCGUGGCAAGCAGUGUGUCACAUGCAGUCACUGUCACUCCAGCACACGGCCUGUAAGAAGUGCCACAUGCCCCCUCUAGUGGUGAGCAGGUGAAACGCAGGAGUGGAGAGAGGUCUGACAUUCACUUUCCAAUGAAAGACUGGAAGAAUAAAGGAAAACAAAAGACUCAGUGCCCAGGAGAAACAAGGCUGAAGUUUUUCCUGAUGUAUUUAUUUUAAUUCAUGAAAAACACAGAAAAUAAUGAAUAUAAAAUAAUGAAUUAUGGAAAAGAACAUUUCAGCUCCCAUUCAAGGAUUUGGUUUGACCCAAAAAGGGUCCUCUGUGUUGGACUGCUUCAUCUCCCCAGGAGGAGGGGGGAGUCCAGCCUUUAUCUCAGACAUUCAAGACUGUUGAAUGUGUCUGAGGACUUGGGAGACUUUUGUUAUUCAGUAUUAAUCAACUCAUUUUACUUGUGAAAAGAUACGUUCCUAUACAACUGUGACUAGAUACAGAACAGAAGCAGGUUUAUUUUUUUAAAAGUAUAUUUUUGUACCUCAUUGUAAAAGCUCUUUCAGUAUUUGUGUAAAUAUGUAUUAUGUGUACUUGUUAAAAUAUGGGCAAGGGUUGUGAAAAGUGACAACUUGGGAAAAAACACCUCCAAUUUUCACAGAAUGGAGAUUGUGUUCCCAUGGUAACAGCACCGUUGGAGCUUGCUUGCCACGGUGACACUCUUGUGGGUGGAACAGCCAAUGAGAUGGCAGCUGUCAGACAUGCGGGAUCUGAGCUGAGACUGACUCCACCAGGAGCUGCUGUAACGAUGGGACAGACCCAUUAACCCCCUGGGUUCAGUCAGAAAGAUCAGGGAUCUUGAAUCUUGAUUGGCUGGCUUGUUGCCAUGGGACCAAGGUUAAGUGGUGUGUGGACAGAGCACUGCGCUGGCCAGGUGCCCCCCCCUCUCUCUCUGUACAUCUGUGUAAAGCUGGGUGAGGUGU
Megalops cyprinoides (Indo-Pacific tarpon) is the source of this 6147-nucleotide messenger RNA. Its product is annotated as period circadian protein homolog 1-like. Lineage: Eukaryota; Metazoa; Chordata; Actinopteri; Elopiformes; Megalopidae. Gene Ontology annotation, cellular component: nucleus; cytoplasm. Bases 688 to 4866 code for a protein of 1392 amino acids. The record is from RefSeq and is a predicted model, not a curated record. Gene Ontology annotation, molecular function: transcription cis-regulatory region binding; transcription corepressor binding. The transcript has 22 exons. Gene Ontology annotation, biological process: negative regulation of transcription by RNA polymerase II; circadian regulation of gene expression; entrainment of circadian clock by photoperiod.